AUGUCUUCUCCAUCUACAGUCCUCAUCACUGGUGGAAACCGUGGAAUCGGCCAAGGCCUCGUCAAGACAUUCCUUGCCCGACCAUCGCUCACCGUCAUUGUUGGCGUCCGCAAUCCCUCCCACCCAACAUCCAAAGCUCUCCACGAUCUGCCAGUAGGCAAGGGCUCUAAGCUCAUCGUCGUCAAGCUUGACUCCAGCGUGCCCUCUGAUGCUGCCGCGGCCGUUUCUACGAUCAAGAGCGAGCACCACAUUGACGCCCUUGAUAUUGUCAUCGCCAAUGCCGGAAUCGCCACCGAUGGCGGUCUAGUUCGUGACACCACUGUGGACAACAUCCAGAAGCACUUUGAGGUCAACACUAUUGGCCCUGUUGUUCUCUUUCAAGCUGUCGCAGACCUUCUCCAGGCCAGUAAGACUGGAAACCCCCGCUUCGUUGCAAUUUCAACUCUUCUCGGCUCAAUGGGCUCUAUGGAAAACUUGGUGGCACUGCCUUCCACAAAUAGCCCUUAUGGUGGCAGUAAGGCUGCUCUGAACUGGUUCAUCCGACGCCUUCACUUCGAAGAGCCGUGGCUCACUAGCUUCGUCAUCCACCCUGGCCUGGUAGAGACCGAAAUGGCUGCCGCCGCAUUUGGCAAUGGUUCUACGAAAGAUCUGUCCCUGUAUGGAGCCAUCAGUAUCGAAACCAGUGUUACGGGGCUGGUCAAUGUUAUUGAUAAAGCCAGUAAGCAGUUUAGUGGAACCUUUCAGAAUUAUGACGGUACGCCCAUCGCUUGGUAG
Messenger RNA from Fusarium musae, 774 nucleotides. RefSeq lists its product as uncharacterized. The transcript has a single exon. Lineage: Eukaryota; Fungi; Ascomycota; Sordariomycetes; Hypocreales; Nectriaceae. The coding region runs from base 1 to 774 and encodes 257 amino acids. The record is from RefSeq and is a predicted model, not a curated record.